UGGGUACAAAAAUGUUAUCGAGGGAUUUUACGGGGUUAAUUUCAUAACUAAGAUAAAGAUCUGGGGUUAAUUUUAAAUAGUAUAUUCCCUGUCAAGCCCACGCAGCUUCCUCCUCCUCUUCCCCGUCAGAAACACGACACCAAAAAACUUGUACCUCUAAAAUUCCCUCUUUUGAUUCUCUCAAUCUCACUCUAAUUUCUGCAAAAUUAAAGCUUUUUGAUUCAUUUCACAUCUCUAUUUUUCCUCAGAUUUCUCAAACAUUGCAGAUCUUCAGGUUUUUAUUUAUAAGCAGUGAAGCGUUCACUAGUUGUUUAGAAGUUGGUGAAUGUGAUUAAUGGGUAGUAGUGAGAUGGAAAAAUCAGGUAAAGAGAAAGAAACUAAGACUCCACCGCCUUCGUCUUCUUCUUCUGCUCCUGCUACUGCUGUUUCACAGGAACCUUCUUCUUCUGUGAGUGCUGGAGUGGCUACUCAAGAUUGGUCUGGUUUCCAGGCUUAUUCUCCUAUGCCACCUCAUGGUUACGUAGCAUCAAGUCCUCAACCUCACCCUUAUAUGUGGGGCGUUCAGCAUAUGAUGCCUCCUUAUGGAACACCGCCUCAUCCAUACGUUGCAAUGUAUCCUCCAGGUGGCAUGUAUGCACAUCCUUCAUUACCUCCGGGGUCUUAUCCAUAUAGUCCCUAUGCAAUGCCUUCUCCUAAUGGAAUGGCUGAAGCUUCUGGUAAUACUGGUAGUGUUACUGAGGGUGAUGCCAAACCAUCUGAUGGGAACGAAAAAUUGCCUAUCAAAAGAUCAAAAGGAAGCUUGGGAAGUUUGAAUAUGAUUAUAGGAAAGAAGAAUGAAGCUGGAAAAAACUCAGGAGCAUCUGCUAAUGGAGCUUGUUCUAAAAGUGCUGAGAGCGCUUCUGAUGGAUCAAGUGACGGAAGUGAUGCAAAUUCACAAAACGACUCUGGCUCUAGACACAACGGGAAGGAUGGUGAAACAGCUUCAGAGAGUGGUGGUUCUGCUCAUGGACCACCCCGUAAUGGAAGUAAUCUACCGGUGAACCAGACCGUCGCAAUCAUGCCAGUGUCGGCUACAGGUGUUCCAGGCCCACCAACAAAUCUAAAUAUCGGAAUGGAUUAUUGGAGCGGUCAUGGGAAUGUUUCUGCAGCAGUUCCUGGAGUUGUAGUAGAUGGGUCCCAAUCACAGCCAUGGUUACAGGUUUGUGAUGAGAGAGAGCUUAAGCGACAGAGACGGAAGCAAUCCAAUAGGGAGUCUGCUCGUAGAUCCAGGUUGCGUAAACAGGCGGAGUGUGAUGAGCUAGCACAACGAGCAGAGGUUUUGAAUGGAGAAAACUCAAGUCUUAGAGCAGAAAUUAACAAGCUCAGAAGCCAAUAUGAAGAGCUUCUUGCUGAAAACAGCUCUCUCAAGAAUAAGUUUUCGUCAGUCCCGUCACUAGAAGGAGGAGACUUGGACAAGAACGAGCAAGAACCACAGAGAAGUACACAUCAGGAUGUUGCGUAGACCACUCGUGGUUCCGUCAACAACUCAGCUUGACUCAGAGAACAGCAGCUAACAGAUCUUUGUAAUUUUAGGAACCAGAUUUGGUGAGGUUUCUUUAGUGUUUAAACUUUGAUGGUGCGUUUAAGUAGGAGGAAGCAGGAAAUAAUAGUAUCUUCUUUACCAAAUUGUGUAUAUAUUUUCUGCAGAUUUUGUGCUUUUUUUUUUGUCUCAAAAAAAUAGAUUCUAGACGCAUUGAGUUCAGCGAUUGCGUUUGGGUGGAAUAGAGAGAAACGCAAACGCUAAUGUUCAUCUUUAUAAAGUUAUAAACCCUUUGUUUGUAGAACUCAAAUGUUAAAUGGUUUUAUGCUAAUGUGGAUUGUGUUUGUGGUCUGUA
Messenger RNA from Arabidopsis lyrata subsp. lyrata, 1874 nucleotides. RefSeq names its product bZIP transcription factor 68. The transcript has 13 exons. Bases 335 to 1501 code for a protein of 388 amino acids. Gene Ontology annotation, molecular function: sequence-specific DNA binding; DNA-binding transcription factor activity. NCBI's taxonomy places the organism in Eukaryota, Viridiplantae, Streptophyta, Magnoliopsida, Brassicales, Brassicaceae. Gene Ontology annotation, biological process: regulation of DNA-templated transcription. Gene Ontology annotation, cellular component: nucleus. The record is from RefSeq and is a predicted model, not a curated record.